This is a messenger RNA of Aedes albopictus (Asian tiger mosquito), 528 nucleotides long. RefSeq names its product lipase 3-like. Lineage: Eukaryota; Metazoa; Arthropoda; Insecta; Diptera; Culicidae. The coding region runs from base 1 to 528 and encodes 175 amino acids. The transcript has a single exon. The record is from RefSeq and is a predicted model, not a curated record.
AUGACCAACAAUUGGCAGAUGUUCCCCCACGAUGACUACUCCCCCAUUUUUGGAGCAUCUUUAUCAACAUACGUACCACCGGAGUUGUUCCUGAUGGUCAUGUACUCGUUCGGUGGGAUGCGUUCGGUUCAACUCAACAAUACGGUGAUCAGAAAAAUCAUGGAAACCGUCCCAGCCGGGGCAUCGCUCAAGCAGCUCGAGCACUACGGACAAAUCAUAGCGAGCGGGAAGUUUCACCAGUAUGACUACGGGAAGGCCGGCAAUGUGGAACGGUACAAUGCCACACGCCCUCCAGAAUACCGACUGGAGAAUGUUCGAGCUCCGGUGGCUUUGUACUACAGUGAAAACGAUUGGUUCGUUGAUCCGAAGGAUGUGCAGCUGCUGAAGACCAAGCUUACGAAUGUGAUAUUCGAUUAUCGGGUCACAGCUCCGGAAUUCAAUCAUUUGGAUUUUCUGUUUGAUCAAGCUGCAGUUAAGAUAUAUGAAGAAAUCAUUCGUAUUAUAAUGACUAGUGAAAAGGAAACAUAA